CUUCUUCUGAAUACCUUCUUCUGAACGUACCUUCAUCUCAACGUACCUCUCACUGACGCACCCCUUCCAAAUGUCCCGCGGCAAGCAACACCGCAGAAAGCUCUACGAGCUACAGGAGCCCAUCCCCCUAGACCCCUGGCCAUCGUGUCGGCAACCUCUGUCCCCUUCCUCGGAACCACCCCGCAAGAAGCGCCUCAUCCAUAGAGCUGCAUUAGCCCUGGUACAACAGCCGGCCACAGAACAGGUGGGAGGUCGUAGCAGUUUCUUUAAAUUUCCACGCGAAAUCCGCAACAAGGUGUACCACCACCUCUGGAAGGAUACACCCCACAUGGCAGUCGCGUGUGAUGCCACAAGCACCUACAAGGCAAUCUUACGUGCGAGAGCCGUUAUCACGGCUAUCUACGACUCGUGGCCUGAUCAUAAGAAUGGCAAGUUGGACAACAUACAUGCUCUUUGGCUUGAUCGGACUCACUUUACUAACACAUGCUUCCACAUAGGGUCCAUGAAGACCCUUCCCCAGUGGCUCCUCGCCAACAAGCAGAUCCUCAUCGAGGGCCUCGAGCAAUUUCAAAACCGCGGUGUAUGGUGCGUCUCCGACCCGGCCGAACUUUCUCGGGACCUAGCCAUCCAACAGCUUCUCCAUCCCGCAAUAGCAGAGGACAUGAUCGUGUGCCUGGAAAACAUGUUCAACAUGUACUACUUGGAGGGAUAUCCAACCCGGCUCACACGCCAGUGGGCAAUACCUAAACACGAUUCACUGACCGCUCUCUACCGCCUGCUCCUGGACAACGGCGGUGGCGAGCCUCGCUUGAAGUUGCUCGAGUUCCGCAGCACGACGCGGUAUCUUCGGCUAGACUACCACCCGCAGCUCUACGAGUUCUUCCUUGGGCUGCAGAAAGCUUGUGCCGACGAGGAGGCUGGCGACGACGACGAAGAUGAGGAAGAGAACGACGACCACUUGUGGUACUACUAUCCGGAUAACGCACCCGACCUGGACGUCGUCAUCCACGAUGACUACCCGCUCACGGGCCUCGACGAAGACUUGUUCGACUUGUCCUACCUCGCCCCUCCACCGCAACUGCGUAAGAGUCUCCAACAAUUGCACGUGCAGGCGAGAUUUCCCGACGAUCAUGACGUUCCCCCAUGUGCCGCUCAGGAAAUGAUGUACGGAGGGAUGGCGAAGCUGUUGUGCAUUAUCUUCCCCAACCAUGACAUGUCAACGACUUCUCCACUUCAAAACACUUCAAAAACCACAAAGCUUCCGCCUAAAAGCACGUCAACAGCUCGAAAGAUCCUUGAUAUGACUAGUGGGAGGGUACUGGACUCGGAUGGAGCUGGUGGCCGCUAUAACGGCGCGCGGUGGGAGUUUCGACGCGGGCCAUUCAGGCUGUCUCGGGAGCGCGAACGAGGCGGAGCUUGGGCGGUGCGGAAGAGGGAUGGAUGCGAGGUCGAGUAUUUCCCUGAAUGCCUUGAGCGUUGUCCUUUCUCUGCACCGACGGCACCACCUACGUCCUCGGCCGGAGGCAUACACUCCACGCUCACAUGGCCACCGACCAUGGCCAUGCUCUCGGCCUUAAUGCCCUCGAGAACGACACCCGGGUCCAGGGCCGCGGUCAGAUACUUUAUGAGCCUAUGGCCGCCGGUCGCAGCCUCAGCGUCGGAAUCCAGGUCCGCCGUGGCGACAACACCAUCGCGGUCUCGACUCAGACCGCAGCGCUUGCAACUUCGUGCAUCGGCGGAAUUCCGAUAGAUAUUGCAGCGUUUGAACGUUUCUUGUUUUUUUGCUUCUCUGGAGCAGUGCUAGACUUUGCAACAUUUCAGCGUCCCUUUGUCUCC
Messenger RNA from Paraphaeosphaeria sporulosa, 1836 nucleotides. RefSeq lists its product as uncharacterized. NCBI's taxonomy places the organism in Eukaryota, Fungi, Ascomycota, Dothideomycetes, Pleosporales, Didymosphaeriaceae. The coding region runs from base 71 to 1750 and encodes 559 amino acids. The record is from RefSeq and is a predicted model, not a curated record. The transcript has a single exon.